AUGACUAGAGGAAUGACAACUGUCAUGUCUCGUACCCAACCAACCGAGACUAUCUCAUUUCCUGUGUUGACCUAUACCGAUGCCUUGCCUCGCAAUGACCUUCAUCCUCUAGAUGAGGCUGCACAACGCCAAGAUACCACCGUUGGACAAUGGGACUUUCGCCAACCCUCUCCAGGAGAUGGAUGGUUUAGAAGACCACUACCUAGUCACAGUGCUACAUUCGACUUCCAUGUUGCUGCCCCACCAGACGAGGCCAUUCCAUCUAUUGUUCGGACCCCGACAGAGCAACAUAUGAUUGGCAUUGCACUAGGUAGUCCAGGGCUAUUGAAACAAGAUGAGGCUCUGCCACCACCCCGAUUUGAUACUUCAAUAUUCGCCCCAGGACAAAAUGGUCUCACCCACAAACCGAGCAAAUGGAAGAAGAUUGGUGGAUUGUUCAAGGCAAAGAAUGCCCUUACUUCUCACCAGGACGAGAUGCAAAGUGGCGAACCGAAGCCUCAACACGAGUAUAGAAUGUAUGAGAAGCCACAAAAGACCAAAGAGAGGAAGAGCUCGACGGACGAGUGGCCAAAGCUUGAGGUUGAUCCUACGCAAGAUCGUACCAACCAAAAUCCGCAAAGGAGUCGCAAGUUCUCCCUUAGUGGAAACAAAACACCCAAGGAACAGCCACAGCCAAGCCUUCAAGGGCCUCUACUGAGCGUUGAUAUCCCAGAUGUUCAAAUGGAGCGCUACAGUGUCAUGUUUGGCCAUGUCGUCAACAAAAACCAAAGACCCUCGCUGCUGGCCAGAAGGGCCAAAACUUUGGACAAUCUUCAAGUUCCUAAUGCAAAUGGCUUUCUAAAACCCGUGCCACCCCCAAUGCCUCAACGUCGGGCAACAUCGCCAGCGCGGUCAAGCUUUACUUUAUUCCCCACAUCACAACCGUCCAAAGCAGCCCAAAUACUCGGUACACAGAAUAUCUCACAGAAUUCCUCUCGUGGGCCCAGCCCCCCAAUACGAGCCAAUACACUGCCAGUCGAAAGUCCCUCAAAGAUGCCGGCGCAACAUUCCCGUCGCGGCUCGAAGAAGAACAGUCUUUCUUCCUUCGAGUCACCCGUCAUCCCAAAGCUUUCUAUUGCAACCUCGAGUACCCCGAGGUCCUCCAGUAGCUACGACAAGCCUCUUCCAGCCAUCAAGCCAGAGCCGCAACCUAACCACUUACAGAAGAGUUCUCAACCACACAAGAACUUUCAAUCACCGCAAGCAGUCCAGCAACAGCAGAGCGUCAAAUCGCAGAAACAACACCCAACAGCGCAGGAUGCACAAUGGAAAUCGAUCCAACCCAGAAAAGACUCCCUACCACGAGCAACAGAAAUCCAACCCCAGGUAGUCUCACCACAAAAGACAAGCACCAAAAUUCGCAUCGACAAAUGGCUAGACCAACAAAAGCCCCAAGCCACCACGCGCCCACGCCUGCGCGUCCAAACCGAGGACCGCCCCCAACCACCAGCAAAAGACAUAUCAUCCAGCACAGCCCUUAGCCCACCCUCAAACCUAAACCCAACUCAAGAAAAAAUCGACCGAAUAAUGUCCCCACUAUCCUCUUCCACAGGCCCAAGAUCCGGCAUCUCGCCAUCAGACUCAACAAGAAUGCCAUUCGUCGACGCAGUCGAGAGUCUCGACGGACCAGAAGAGACUGAAGAGAUCCCAAGCGCGAUCCCGCGUGUUGAAGUCUCAACUGCGCGCUCCAUAUCUGUUUCCCGCGCGAAGCGCCACAUGCUUGUUCCUAUUGGGGCUCGGGGUUCCCAAGCUGAUGCGGAGGAGCGUUUUGGGCAGCGGCGGGCUUUGACGCCGCAGAUUACGGACGCGCAUUUGGGACAUCGGCCUGGUGUCUCGCAGGAGUUGAGGAUAGAGUGUCUGUGA
Molecule: messenger RNA, 1902 nt
Organism: Penicillium soppii
Lineage: Eukaryota; Fungi; Ascomycota; Eurotiomycetes; Eurotiales; Aspergillaceae
Exons: 2
Coding region: 1-1902 (633 amino acids)
Source: RefSeq, a predicted model, not a curated record